AUGUCUGAGCAAAUGUCUGCCCCCCGCAUCACGGCGUCGUACCUCGACAGCUUCGUCGGGCGCGUCGUCACCAUUGUCGGCACCGUGACGCAGCUGCGCGGCGAUCAGGCGACGAUUGACGCUGACGGCAUUGUCACCAUCUUGUUGAACCGGGAUGCUCACCUUGUGAAUGGCAAUGCGGCGCAGAUUAUUGGCAAGGUCAAUCCUGACUUGUCCAUCAAGGCGCUGAGUACCCGCGAUGUCGGCUCCGGCGUUGACAUGACCCUCUGCUCCGCCGUCGCAGAACUCACCCACCGCCACAAGGAAAUCUUCGUCUCCGACAACUGA
Trichoderma reesei QM6a is the source of this 327-nucleotide messenger RNA. RefSeq lists its product as uncharacterized. Bases 1 to 327 code for a protein of 108 amino acids. The record is from RefSeq and is a predicted model, not a curated record. Gene Ontology annotation, biological process: DNA replication; double-strand break repair via homologous recombination; mismatch repair. The transcript is spliced from 3 exons. Gene Ontology annotation, cellular component: nucleus; DNA replication factor A complex; site of double-strand break. NCBI's taxonomy places the organism in Eukaryota, Fungi, Ascomycota, Sordariomycetes, Hypocreales, Hypocreaceae. Gene Ontology annotation, molecular function: damaged DNA binding; single-stranded DNA binding.